GCAUACCCCCUCAUACACUGGCUGCUGCUGGCCUGUCUGUGCUAAUCACUGGUUCUGUUUGUGCUGCUGGCUGCAGUACAGCAGUGAGGAUAUGAAGCUUCCUGUGUUCUGCUAGUCAUUCUGCUGCAUGCGCUUUUACUGCCACCAUCACGCGGAGGAAUUCCCUGCCGUCUCCACGGCUACAUCUGAGAGUGUGAGAGUGGAUUAGUGAGAGGACAGAAGAGGAAGCCAGACAUGCUUCAAAGCGACAGAUAGAGGACAGAGCUGAAUCUGAAAGUGGACGUCAUAUGAAGAUGUGCAGCACUUUUUUUUAUUUACGUGGGAAACACUUUCUCCUGGAUCUUUUUUUAACCUUUGUUUUUAUGGGAUUGCGUUUAUGUGGAAGAGGGAACACUGUGUCUUUAUGUGUGUGAGAGGGCGUGCGUGCUGCGUGUGAAUGUUUGUUCCUGAUGCGGUCAGAACGGGCUAGCCGUGUGUGUAUUGUGGUGCUGGAGGAGGUGGAGGAGGAUGAGCUCUGUUCUUCAUCCCCACCUCCGCGGCCCAAAUCCUCCCCUGUUCCUUCAUCCCACCAUGCCUUUCAGAAGGCUGCUGCUCAGGAUGACAAGCCCCACCUUUUAAAAGCGAUCUUCAGUGUGGACCCAGAUGAAGUGCGCUCCCUCAUAUUCAAAAAGGAAGAUGUAAACAUCCAGGACAGUGAGAAGAGGACGCCGCUGCAUGCUGCAGCCUACCUGGGAGAUGCUGAGAUCAUUGAACUUCUCAUCCUUUCAGGUGCAAGAGUUAACGCCAAAGAUAACAAGUGGUUGACUCCUCUUCACCGAGCUGUUGCUUCUUGUUGUGAGGAUGCUGUGGCAGUGUUGCUAAAGCACAGCGCCGACGUAAACGCUCGCGACAAAAACUGGCAGACUCCGCUGCACGUGGCGGCGAGCAACAAAGCGGUACGGUGUGCUGAAGCUUUGGUCCCGCAGCUCAGCAAUGUGAACGUAUCUGACCGGGCAGGACGCACUGCCCUGCACCACGCUGCCUUCAGCGGACACACAGAGAUGGUAAGGCUGCUGCUAUCAAGAGGAUCCAAUAUUAACGCGUUUGACAAGAAGGACAGACGAGCCAUCCACUGGGCGGCCUACAUGGGUCAUCUAGAGGUUGUAAAGCUUCUGGUUGAAAGCGGAGCUGAGGUUGACUGUAAGGACAAGAAGGGCUACUCCCCGCUCCAUGCUGCUGCCUCCAGUGGCAUGAGUAGCACAGUGCACUACCUGCUCGGCCUGGGUGUCCACGUGAAUGAGGCAAACAGCUAUGGUAAUACACCCCUCCACCUGGCCUGCUACAACGGACAAGAUGUUGUAGUUGGUGAGCUCAUUCAGGCAGGAGCCAAUGUCAACCAGGUGAAUGAAAGGGGAUUCUCUGCCCUUCACUUUGCGUCUUCCUCAAGGCAAGGAGCUUUGUGCCAGGAGCUGCUGCUGGCCCAUGGAGCCUGCAUCAACUCACGGAGCAAGGAUGGGAAGACUCCCCUCCACAUGGCGGCUACUCAUGGCAGAUUCUCCUGCUCCCAGGCUCUCAUUCAAAAUGGAGCCGAGGUUGACUGUGAAGACAAGAACAGAAACACUGCUCUUCACAUCGCUGCCCGCUAUGGCCAUGAACUCAUCAUCACAGCUCUUCUUAAACAUGGAGCAAACACUGCCAGGAGAGGCAUUCACGCGAUGCUUCCUCUGCAUCUGGCUGCUCUCAGCGGCUUCUCGGAUUGCUGCCGGAAGCUGCUGUCCUCAGGGUUUGUGAUAGACACCCCCGAUGAAUUUGGAAGGACCUGUUUACAUGCAGCUGCAGCUGGAGGAAACCUGGAGUGUCUGAACUUGCUGUUAAAUGUAGGAGCAGAUUUUAACAGGAAAGAUCAUUUUGGAAGGGCUCCACUACACUAUGCAUCCGCCAACUGCAACUACCAGUCUGUGUUUGCUCUGGUGGGUUCUGGGGCAAGUGUUAAUGACCCGGACCAAAGGGGCUGCACCCCCUUACACUAUGCUUCUGCUUCUGACACAGAUGGAAAAUGUGUGGAGUAUCUAUUGAGAAAUGAUGCUGAUCCGAGAGUGAGAGACAAGCAGGGAUACACUGCUGUGCACUACGCUGCAGCCUAUGGCCGCACACUCUGCCUGGAGCUGAUUGCCAGUGAAACCCCCUUUGAUGUGUUAAUGGAAACAUCGGGAACAGAAAUCCUGAGGGACUCUGUGAGCCAGCUCCCACUGAGCCCACUCCAUCUGGCGGCUUUCCAUGGACACUGUGGAGCUCUGGAGGUCCUCUUGUCAUCUCUGUUGGAUGUGGACGUUCGCAGCCCAGAGGGCUGGACCCCCCUCAGUCUGUCCUGCUCCAGGGGUCAUCACGAAUGCGUCUCCUUGCUGCUUCAUCAUGGCGCCUCACCCAUGAUCCACGACUACAUGCAAAAAAAGACGGCCUUACAUACUGCAGCUAUGAAUGGCCAUGCAGAGUGCCUGCGACUACUCUUGAGCAACGACAACCAGCACAUGAACAUAGACACACAAGACUCCAGUGGACAGACUCCUCUGAUGUUAGCAGUGCUGAGCGGACACAUCGAGUGUGUUUACUCUUUGCUCAGUCAUGGAGCGAGCGUGGAGUUUCAGGACUGCUGGGGGAGGACAGCUCUGCACCGCGGGGCGGUGACGGGACAGGAGGACUGUGUGGAGGCGCUGCUCCAGCGUCAGGCUGGAGUGUGUGUGAAGGACACCCGUGGCCGGACGCCUCUGCAUUUGGCGUCAGCGUGCGGCCAUGUUGGCGUCCUGGGCGCUCUGCUGCAGACCGCCGGCUCUUCUCUCACCCACACGCACCUCACUGACAACCAGGGCUACACCCCCCUGCACUGGGCCUGUUACAACGGUUAUGAUGCCUGUGUGGAGUUAUUGCUAGAACAGGAGAUGGUCAAGAACAUUAAAGGCAACUCCUUCAGCCCGCUCCACUGUGCUGUCAUGAGUGAUAAUGAGGGGGUGGCAGAGAUGUUAAUUGACUCUCUAGGAGCAAGUAUUGUCAACGCCACAGAUGCUAAAGGAAGGAUCCCCCUUCAUGCUGCAGCCUUUUCGGACCACGUGGAGUGUGUUUCACUCCUCCUGAGCCACGGCGCUCAGGUGAAUGUUGGAGACGUACAAAUGCACAGGACCCCUCUGAUGAUGGCAGCCCUGAAUGGACAGACCAACACUGUGGAGGUUCUGGUCAGCAGCGGUAAAGCCGAUUUGUCUCUGCAGGACACUGAGCGGAACACUGCGUUGCAUCUAGCUUGUAGCAAGGGUCAUGAAACCAGUGCCUUGUUGAUCCUGGAGAAAGUCAGUGACAGGAACCUCGUCAACUGUACAAAUGCUGCUCUCCAAACGCCGCUGCACAUUGCAGCCAGGAGGGGGCUAACGGUUGUGGUCCAGGAGCUGCUCGGAAAAGGCGCCAGUGUUCUGGCAGUGGAUGAGAACGGUUACACUCCGGCUUUGGCCUGCGCUCCUAACCGUGACGUGGCGGACUGCCUCGCCCUUAUUCUCAACUCUAUGAUGCCCACCACUCCCAUGGUUACCAUAGCAGCCAUCCCCACUCUGUCUCCCACUCAGCCGGUGAUCAACCACCACCCCAUCUCCAAGCACAAAGGCGUGGCCUUCGACACGCCAGCCCUCCUGCGGGCUGACCACGCCUCUCUCUGCAGGCCAGAGCGGCUCAUGCGCUCCGUCUCCACGGACGACGAACUGAACGACUCGGAUUCAGAGACGUACUGAGGACAGUCGGACACAACUCUGGCACAGCAGCCAGGCACUCAGGAGACUUGAAAAUAUAACAACCGAGAGUAAAAAAAACAAAAGUUCAACGUAGAUUAUUUUAGGUGAACUUCUUCUAACCUAAAAACAAACUAAACUCAAGCAGAUAUUCGUUUCCUGGAGGUGCAGUCCCAAUAAUACAAGCUGUAGAUAAAAGUGAAGGUCAUUAACAUUACCAGUGUCUUUGACACUACUAGCAGUAUUUUCCUCAACUAAGCCUCAUGUGUUUAUGGAUACUAUUUUAAAUGGUUCCAAACACUCAAAGGCAUAUUUUCAACCCUUAAAACAGCUAAACUUUAAGUAAAUUGUCUAAAAAAACACAGACACAUUAAUGGGACCAGCUCAAAGUUUCUUUUUCUUAACCUUUUCUAAACACAGAGCUCCUUUUUGAGCGGCUGUGACCGACACAGAGGACCAUCACUGAUGAAUACAAUUAACAAAGAAACACCUUCAGACUUUUUAAAGUGCAUUCUGACAGAAUGUGGAUGUAAAAUCUGUUUAUUACACAGAUUAUUCAUGUCUCUCCAUAAUUUAAUAGCACUAGAUUUCCCCCCAAAGAGCAAUAAAGCUUCAACAGAUACUCUAAAACCUUUAUUUAACAGACACAAAUACCAGUUGGUUGCAGUGUUGUCAUUGAUCCUUUCCACAUUUUAUUCUGUUACAUCACUUUUCCUUUUUAUUGAGGCUUUACAGAGUUUAAACUUUAUUUUUUAAUGUAUUCGUGUUAAAAGUGAACCUGCUUUGUCGUGUUCAGGGAAACACACAACAGAGAGACGGAGCGUGAGCAUCACAUUCCCACGAGGCCACAGUCUGCCUAUUUAUUUAUUUAUGCUCUGCUGGACAUUUUAAUAGAAGACGGAUCUGGACUCCUCAAGCACAUGAUAUCUGAAGACAGUAGUGGGAGCUGGUCCUGCAGAUCAGCUCUGAGAAGACAUCCAGAAAGCUCUCAGCUCAGCACACUCUGAUAGGUGGAGAGGACUGUAGUGCUUCCAUUUAGCUGGAAAUGAGCAAAGGUUUGACGCCUUUGUUUGGUUUGGCUGCUUUCACAACCCAAACCUCUUUUGCGAUGUCACACAGUUCCAACAGCUGCUCACUUUACCAGGAUUUUUUGUUGUUGUUGUGAUCAAUGUUUCUUAUUUUUUCUGGAUUUAUGCUGUAAGAGGUAUUUCCUCUUUCUCACAGCACACGGUGGUUGUGUCCAAAUUCCCUUAUUCCUCACUCCCUAUAUAGCUUUUUUUUUUCAGGAUGUCCGAAUCUACAAUUCCAAAUUCCAGUACCCUGGAAAUUUCCCAGGAGUCUCUGCGAAAAACUAGUGUGCAUCUAUGCUCAUUAGACUGGCAACUGUAGACCACAAUGCAUUGCGUUUUAAUGAUUUUCCAUUUUUAAAAAUUGUAUUUAAUUGUAUUUUCUUAAUAGGCUUUCAUCAUCGGAACACAUUGGUUUCAUAAAUGGCCUUCUUAAAAUGUUCAUAUUUAUUAUGUUUUAUUUUGGGAAAUCAGUGAUGUCAUAUUUGGCAAUUAAAAAAAAA
Molecule: messenger RNA, 5316 nt
Organism: Oryzias latipes (Japanese medaka)
Lineage: Eukaryota; Metazoa; Chordata; Actinopteri; Beloniformes; Adrianichthyidae
Gene: ankrd28a
Product: ankyrin repeat domain 28a
Biological process (GO): regulation of transcription by RNA polymerase II
Cellular component (GO): nucleus
Molecular function (GO): RNA polymerase II-specific DNA-binding transcription factor binding
Source: RefSeq, a predicted model, not a curated record